Molecule: messenger RNA, 4045 nt
Organism: Haliotis rufescens (red abalone)
Lineage: Eukaryota; Metazoa; Mollusca; Gastropoda; Lepetellida; Haliotidae
Exons: 7
Coding region: 41-1150 (369 amino acids)
Source: RefSeq, a predicted model, not a curated record
UACUUCCUCUUUGAUAUCGAGCAGCUGAGACGACGAGACGAUGGCAGCGAGAAAACGUGCGACCGCUAACCCAGUUGAAUCAAAACCUGCUUCUACAAAAGAAGUGACAGAAGAUGUCAUUAAGACUGACAAUGACAUGUCAUUUCAAGAGAAAAUAGAGUAUAUAGAUCAGGAAAUUCGCAAGCUUCACGUCUUCUGUGUCAACUCUGGCUACAGCUCAUCUCAGAUUGAGAGAUUUGUCGACCCCUUCACUCAGUCGAUAAAAUCCGUGAACAGGGAACGAUGGACACGACGAGCGAUACGUCUUGCAAUCUUCGUCGUUGUUGCUGCUGCCUUGUUCUAUAUCGACCCAGUCUACAAGCUGAUGUGUGUUGUUGGAAAGAAAAGCGCAAUCUCUGUGUUGCCAGUGUGGGACUGGACCAAGAUCUACCACUCGUCCUGUCUUGUGGACAACCCUCUCUACACCGGUGGGCAGCUCACGUCGGAGGAUUGUGAGAUGUGCGAGAGUCUGACUGGCAUUGAACGAGUGUCGAGUUUGGAGAAGGAAGAUAUACUAGACCUGUACUUGAAAAGGGAUCACCCGGUCAUUGUCGAGGACGGGACCAGGGGAUGGCUUACUCCAGACGAAUACAGCAUUGCCAAGAUAGCUGAGGCAUACCAGUUGAGCAGUGUGUUGAGAGAGCAUAGCAGCUGUGGCUUCAGCAGCAAUCUCCGCCAACAGUACAAGGAGCACCGCAAGCUCCUCAACAAGGCAGCCAAAGGGGAAGUCAGCAACUACUUCGCACACUGGGAGAACUGUUUCCCGGAUGCUGCCAAGGCGUUCCGAUAUCUCUACAAGCGGCCCUACUUCCUGCCUCCUACAGUGGAGAUUGGCAUCAACAACCAUGUUUUCAUAGCUUCCAAUUAUACAGGGAAAGUCCCCAAACGAAUAGAUAUGUCGCAGUCGAUGUUGGUGUUGGCGCAGGUGAAGGGGACGAUGCAGGUGACGGUGCGGCCACGGGAUCCCUGCAACACUGUCUGUGAGAGCAUGACAGAGACACUAAAAGAGGGAGAGAUAUUCGUGGCGACAGACUUGCUGUGGUCGUUAGAGUACAUUCCAUAUGCAAAGGAUGAGAGCAUAUCAAUCGGCCUCGGAGGUUCAUUCGACUAGAACUGUGCUGCCGCAACUCCUUGAUCUUCCAACCAAAUAGCUUGCUAGGUGUUGUUGCUCUCUGAUGUUAAGUUUAGUGCUCAAAUGUUCAAUAUUUACAUCAUGCUUCAGUGUGUGCUAGUUCCAGGGUAUUCAGUGAGAAUGUGGCCUGUUUUUGGUAUUGUAUUUACUGCCAGAUAACUUCUAAAAACAGACAAUUAGGAAUAAACGGAUACCGGUAGGUAGUGGGGCUGGGAUGGGUAACACGAGUACUCGGGUCAGGUGGGUACUGAGUAGGACCCGGGUACCCACUACCCAUACCCGUGGUUAGUCACAUGAUAAUAUUGUUGAAUGCAAAAAUUAUCUAGAACUCUAUGUUGACACGACAAGUGACAAAUGUUCAAAUUUCUUUCUGACUAUGCACACAUUCCUUCUGACUUUAUAUGUUUGCAUAAAGAUAAAGCUUCAGUCAACUUCAGCUUAUGCAUGACCAGAUAGGUUUAUACAAACUUCAAACUUUUCCCAAUCAGACAUUUUGUACCUAAAUUUGGGACCUACAGCGGGUACCCGUGUAGGGUCGGGUAAUGGAGGGAUGGGUACCCGGGUAGUAAAUUGGGACUCGUCCCAGCCCUAAUAAGUAGAUACAUGAUUGUGUCUAUCAACCACUGCAUACUUGUGAAGUCACACAUUUCAGUGACUGCAGCUGUUGGUCAUUAUUCAGCUUCUGUAGGUUGGCAGCUGUAGGCUAGUAUGCUACUUCAGUUGGUUUACCAUGGUAGCAUGAUUACAAAUUUACAUUACUGAACAAAACAAUAUCUUUCCCCAUUCUACAUUGAAGUCACAUGCACCUGUGACACUUAACGUCAUACAAGCUGUGCAAGCGCCUCAAACAUUCCACUGUGUUUAUUAUAUACUAUUUUGUUUUGUCAAUAUAUGAUUGAGAUUUUUCAUUGAGAUUUCAACAAUUGUUUUUCUUCCAAGGUCCAUUCAUUUUUAUGAUUUGGUUAUUUGUUAGCUUUGUUUUUUUCCUUGAUAUUAGAAAAACAUUAAACAUACCACGAUAUGUUUGGGCAUCCAGAUUGAAUUUUCCUUCUUAGGGCUGUAAUGAUUCAAGUAUUAGUUGUGACAUGAUAAGUAUGAGUAUAAGUAUUUUAAGACAUAAUUUUGAUAUGAUGAGUAUCUUUAUAGUUAGGUCUCAGUGUAAACUCAAGUAAACCAUGCACAGAUUCAGAGGGAGUGUGUACCCUGCUUUCAUUAUGACAAAUAAAAAACAAAACUAAAUCGUUUGGUGGCAUGAUUUCAAGAAGAAUUACAAUUAAUUGACUAAGUUUUGGCAAACAACAUCAUAUUGUUUUCCGUCAAAUUGUAUUUCAAGUGCACCCCCAAAAAGUUGUAUGUGUGCUUGUAAACAUAAGUGCUUCAACAUACAUUCAUAAAAUAGUAUUCAAAAAUUCUGUUUCAUGCCAGAUGUCAGAUCCUCUUUCCACUUUUCUCAUUACAUGACGUCAUGGUGUGGUUACUGUGUCACAACACAAGUAUCAGCAUGUCCCAAUACUUCCUUGAAUCAUGGCAGCAAACAUGUGGCGACAGAUUGGUGACAAACUCCAGCUCUUCUCAUGGGCUAUGUAACCUGUAUCUGCUGGUUGUCGCAGCCACUGAUAGGAUUAGGCGUUGAGGAAAUUGUGGCCUGAUCUUUAUUAGAAUCUGUCCGUAACUCUAUUUCCUGUUUCAUCAUGUAAACAUGAUGAAGGGGAAGUUGUGUUGUGCUUGUACUUGUCAUCUUCCAUAGGCAAGGAAGUUAACUGACUUUAAAAGUCCAGUUUUAAGUAUAGUAUAUAACAAACUUCUCAGUUUUGUUUGAAAAUCUAAAACCUUGCUCAAGUUUUAACAUUUUAAACCAAAACUGAGGAGGCGUGUUUUAUCCAACUUAUAAACCAUCUAAAUGCAAGUAAUAUUAGAACAAACACUUGCAGCAUGGACCAGCUGGAGUCAUGACAUGUAAAACUGAACAAGUUUUCAUCCCCUGCCCCAGUGGGUCAGUAGGAAAACAGUGAGUUACAAAACUUUGCAGUUGCAGGUUCGAUUCAUGUCAUGGCAUUUUCACGUAAAAAACAUUGUGACUUUAAACCAAUCAGAAAUGAAUAUUGUGUUUAUAUCAAGAGGCCAGUUUAUGAAAAGUCAAUUGUAAAACCUAGGUAUUACAAUUGAAAUGUAAAACUUCAAAGCAGGUUCAGAAGUGAUCUAUUUAAAACCCAGGUUUGGAAGAGAACCGCUUCAAAACCUGGGUUUGAUAGAUGAGCUGGUUACUAGGUUUUCCCGAGGUUGUCAGGAACCCAAUGCAAUAUAGGGUAAUGUGGUGAUAGGUUUAUAAAGUCAGUUAACUCCCUUGCCUCGGGAAGAUGGUACUUGUUGACAGUUUAUGUAAAUGUAGCAUUGCACAAUUUCCAGGAUAAAAUUUCACUGAUGAAAUUUAUUUUAAGAUAAUUAUAUGUACUGAAAUUUGUGUAUGUUUUACAAAUGUUUUGAAUGGGUUAAGACAAGGAUUUUCAUGACGUGGUUAAUACUUUUAUGGAUAGUUUUAUAGAUCACCUUGACCACAUUUCCAUUCAAACACAAUGCAGGAGUCCUGAAUCUCUGGUUUACACAAAUAUUUAUCAUGUAUUUAUGUGAACAUUGUGUUGAUUUUGUUGAUUGUGUUGAUUUGAAGUUAUUUUCCUUGUCCUGUUUGUUAAUUUGAGGAAAUCCAUUUUUUUCAAUCGCUUAUUUUACUGUUUUUGUGCACUUAUCUGUACAAAUGACUUGACUUUUAUUUACCGGAAAGUAUCUGCACAAUUGAAAUUGAUCAUUGUCAGUAGGUGUCAAUAAAGCAUGCUUAGUUUAAGAACCAAUAAAAUAUGUGUGUUGUUUCCUACAACA